This is a messenger RNA of Closterium sp. Naga37s-1, 1161 nucleotides long. Lineage: Eukaryota; Viridiplantae; Streptophyta; Zygnematophyceae; Desmidiales; Closteriaceae. The record is from the annotation of a GenBank genome assembly.
AUGGUCGAUACCAAGGUAUCGGCCGAUGCAGGGUCUCAAGGCGAAAAAGGCGGGGGAAAGGGAAGCGGCGAGAAGGCCUUGAGUGAGAAAGCGCAGGCACGGAAGCGGGCGAAGCUGGAGAGGCUAAAGAAGAAACUGGCGCAAAAGAAAGCAGCCAAGCGUGGACCUGGCAGCGAAGAGGCAGGCGAGGCGGCAGGGGGGCCAACGGCCGUAGGGAAUGGGCGUGGGGACGAGGAGAGGGAAGGGAAGCGGAGGCGCAUGGUGAAGCACCCCAUGCGAGUGGCGGGGCAGCGGCCAGGCGAGCAGUGCUUCUCGUGUGGCGCCGCAAACCACGCCGCCAAGGAUUGCCCAAAACGAAAGGAGCGCAAAGUGUCCAAGGCGUGUCUCUUCUGCCGGCAGUGGGGCCAUGUGGUCAGCGAGUGCCCGCGAGCUGCCUCGGCGUCCGCGCCCGCUGUGCCGCAGCCGCCAGGCGCCUCUGGCGACCUGGGGACGGGGGAAGCAGCAUUCGAGGGAGAAGGGCGUGGGCAAGACGACAAGAGUGCGGGCGGCACAGAGGGGCUGGGAGUGGGGUUGUGCUACAACUGCGGCUCCACGCGCCAUCGCCUGCACAACUGCCCUUUGCCGCGAGCCAACGGCGGAGCAGCACAUGCGGUGUGCUUUGUGUGCCAGCAGAAGGGCCAUCUCAGCCGUGACUGUCCACAGAACCCCAACGGCCUCUAUCCCAAGGGCGGGUGUUGUCGCAUGUGUGGACUCAAGACACAUCUCGCUCGUGACUGUCCUUCCAAGCAAGCCGCUGCUACUUCUGCUGCUGCUCCUCCUGCUGCCAGCUCUGCGAAGGUGGAAGGGAACCAAGGCACCAGGAAGCCGCUAAACAGGCACCACAUCUUUCCUGGAGGAGAUGACUUGGGGGACGACUUUGGGGACGCCGUUUUGCAGCCACUGCAGGCGAAGCGGGGGGAUCAGCAAGAUGGGGAAGGUGGUGCUUUGGAGGAUUUUGACGAAGCUCAAGGCAGCGAUGAUGAGUUGUUGAUGGGGAACGAGAGCGCCGGUAGGCCAGGGAGGUUGGCGGGUCGGCGCUUCAGUGGCAGGAGGGGAGGGAGAGGCCGAGGCGGAGGUAUUCAUGCUGGUGGCAACAGGCGGCGCCAGGGAAAGGGAUGGUGA